CAUCCGCCUUUUCGUGUCAUAUGAAUCGCUUCUGUGCAGUACAAAGAGUUAAUCUGUAUUUUUAAUGGAAUAUUUCAAAUGAAUUUGAAAGAACUUUCUGGCCAAAUGCAUGUUACGCAAUAAUCGAUUUGUCAGACGCUGCACACUCGCGCGACGCGACUCUCCGGGAAUCUAGAACGCGUCGUUCGAAUUUGGUCGCGUCGCGUUGAAAGCAGACGGGCUGUAAGAGGAGAGGAAUAUGUUUUGCCUUUUACUGCCCUAUAGAGAGUCCAGUGACGUAGAGAAUCCCAAAACUCGCGGAAAGUGUGGUGAAAAACAGGCUGCAGUCUAUGCGGCGCGCUCAUCUCCUUUGGAAAUGCGAGGACACACUCAAACUCUUCGUAUUCGCUUCCAUGAAGCGCUUUAUGUCCUUUAUAUGCUGUUUUAUGUCAGUCGUUUAGCUUGUGCUGCUGCGGAAGUGUCGGACAAAACUGAAGUUUGGAACAAAACUCAACUUUUCGAGCUGUACAGUAAAGGUGUUUUCCGGUUGGAGAGCGUGUCGCGGAAGCUUUGCCUCUCAGCGGACUCGUCCGGUCUGUCUCUGACCAGCUGUGAGCCCCCGUCUGCCACCCUGCUUUGGAAAUGGGUGUCCCGGCACCGUCUCUACAAUCUGGGCACCAAUCGGUGUCUAGGGAUCAACACGACCAAGUUCCUGCAGCCUGAUGUGGGCAUCUUUGAGUGUGACGUUUCCCUCCCAACCAUGUGGUGGCGCUGUGGGGGCAGCAUUUUGUUCGGAGCGAUGAAUAAUAAGUUAGCGGUGGUGGACUCCAAAGUGGUGGUGAAGAAGGUCGCUCUACAUCAGUGGAGGAUUUACGGGGCGGCCGGUGAAGGGCCAUGCGCUUACCCAUAUGAAGACAUCCACACGUUACAAGGAAACUCCCACGGCAUGACCUGCUCCAUACCCUUCAAAUACAACAAUAAAUGGUUCUGGGAUUGUACCUCUGAGGGCAGAGAGGACCGUCACCUCUGGUGUGCCACUACUAACCACUAUGAUCAGGAUGAGAAAUGGGGCUUCUGCCCCAAUCCAGUGUUAGGCUGCAAUGAAUUCUGGGAGAGCCAUCCGGAGCUGAAUGCCUGUUAUCAGUUUAACUUGUACUCCAUCCUCACCUGGAGUCAAGCUCUUACUUCCUGUCAAGCACAGGGUGGGAGUCUUCUGUCCAUCACACAGUCCAGUGAACAAAGCUAUAUUAAAGGAAGACUAUCAGAUAUGGGUGUGAUGGUCUGGAUUGGAUUAAACCAUCUCAGUCAACAUGGGGGAUGGCAGUGGUCUGAUGGAUCUCCUUUAGCUCUUGUCAGUUACACCGCAGAUCUGACCUCCACACCGGUGCAGGAGAACCAGCAGUGUGGGGUGUUUAACUCCACGCAGGGUUCCUGGCAGAGUCUGUCGUGUGAGUCAGCCUUGCCUUACAUCUGCAAGAAAGCCACCAAAUACAGCCGGAAUGCCGAGCCGCUUGAUAACUGGCAGUAUAAGGAGACGAUUUGUCCCGGUGGUUGGUUGGCCCAUAAUGGGUUUUGUUACCGAUACCUGGAUGAGAGGUUGAACUGGGACGGCUCUUCCAGCGCAUGCAAAUCUCUUGAGGCAGAGCUGGUCAGCGUCCACUCCCUCUCUCAACAAGAACUACUACUGAAACUGCUCUCCAAUGGAUCCGACUCUAAGGUGUGGAUCGGCUUGCAUAAGGAGGACAAACUUUCAUCAGUCCAGUGGUCAGACGGCUCUCCAGUCACAUUCACAUCCUGGUACUCUCAGGAGCCUUCCCAUAGCCAUGGCGACAAACGAAUCUGUGUCACCGCAGACUUGAAGGACAGCAGAUGGCAGUUUGAGGAGUGUGAAGAGCAGCAUGCCGCAAUCUGUAAGACCUCAGGUCUUGUUCCACAGCAUCCGUCUGGAGAAUGGGAUGAAGGAUGUCCGGAGGGCUGGAGAAGGAAGGACAACUGGUGUUAUAAAAUCACAGAUCAGGAGCAGACGUUUGAGGAUGCAGUUAAAGGAUAUUACUGCAAAUCUCCUCUUGUUACUAUAGAAAGCAGGUUUGAGCAGGCCUUUCUAAACAGCCUGAUCAGUGAAAAGGGAGGCUCUGAGACCCGAUCCUACUGGACAGCUCUGCAGGACCAGAACAGAACCGGAGAGUACCGCUGGCUGACGCAGAACGGCUCGUCGACACCCCUCACCUACACCAAGUGGAACCGACACCAGCCAGUGAGUGCAGGAGGCUGUGUGGUGAUGUCUGGAGGCCAGGCUCUGGGUCACUGGGAGGUGAAAAAUUGUCACGCUUUUAAGGCCCUGUCUGUGUGCAAACAGGAAGUGAGCGGUAAUCGUGACACCCUGAUGCCUGUGCCAGACAUAAACCUGAAUGCACCAUGUCCCACAGGAUGGGAGAGCCACAAAGGCCUGUCUCACUGUUACAAGGUGUAUCACAGCGAGAAGAUCCUGAUGCAACGCACCUGGACCGAGGCUCAGUUCUUCUGCCGGGCUUUGGGUGCUGAUCUGGCCAGUUUCCAUCACUAUGAAGAUCAGGCUUUUGUCAAAAAGCUCCUCUCUAUGAUGUUCCAAAGUACAGAGGGUCGCUGGUUUUGGGUGGGCUUUACUAAGAGAAACCCCUGGUCUGACGGAGCCUGGGAGUGGUCCGAUGGCACACCGGUGGUGGCAUCGUUCGUGGAGGAUAUGAAUGAAGUGGACUCUCGCAUGUGUGCUGUGUACAGUGACCUCACAAACACUCUCACGCCUCACUCAUGUGACUCCAGAUAUGAGUGGAUUUGCAAGGUCCCUAGAGGUGUGGAGUUGGUGAAGCCGUACUGGUACAGCGACCAACAUGAGCCGUGGAUAUUUUUCAGAGGAGCUGAAUAUUACUUUGCCAGUAUGCCGUUUCCCUGGGAGUCCGUCUCCUUCGCCUGUAAGAUGAUGGGUGCUGAUCUGCUCUCCGUUCACUCUAGUGAGGAACUGGACUUCAUCAGAGAACACAUUAACAAGGAUUCUGAAUUUUGGUGGAUUGGUUUGUCUGCUAACAGUGGUCACGAUGGUCUCAGUUGGACUGAUGGAUCCGCUUUGGAUUAUGAGAACUGGGAAAAUGGUGGAUUCUACCGAAAGCCUGGCCAAAACUGCAUCCAGAUGUCGUCUCAAUCCGGUCAGUGGUCAGCAGGAAGCUGUAAGGAUCGACAUAGUUACGUGUGCAAGCGCAGAACGGUGUCUUUAGUGGAGGACCCACGCGAGCCUCACUAUGUCGGCAGCUGCCCAGAGAACUGGUUCUACUACGGACACAAGUGUCUGUUUCUGCAUCUCCCAGCCCGUCCGGGAGAUGGGAAAUCCUGGCUGGAUGCUCGGUCCGUCUGCUCAUCCUAUCAGGGAUCUCUGGUGUCCAUAGAAGAUGAAAUUGAACAAGCCUACAUCGUCAUGCUGCUUCAUGGCUGGUCGGCGGGGGUUUGGAUUGGUGCACAGGGUCGUUUUUCCUCCAAGUGGAGCAACGGGAAGCCAGUCAGCUAUAAUAACUGGGAGGUGUCUAAUUAUAGAUCUCCUGGGGAACCUCAUUGUACUUACCUGUCCAACAGUCACAACUUCCGUGUGACAGGGUUAUGGCAAGACGACAUCUGUACUGAGAGCGUCUAUGGCUUUGUCUGCCAGAAGCCGCAAGACAUCACCAAGCGUCCUACACAAUCCUAUUAUACCGCUUCCUCUCUGGACUCAUCCGAGUAUAAGAACCACAGUUACCGUAUCAUCCACGGCAACUUGAGCUGGUAUCAGGCCCAGAAGGCAUGUUUGGAGAAGGGGGCGGCACUUGUGAGCAUCACAGACCCGUUUCAGCAGGCCUAUCUCACUGUGCUGAUCAACAGGCUUGAAGCCCCACACUGGAUCGGCUUGUACAGUACAGAUGAUGGUCUCUCACACCAGUGGUCGGAUGGCAGUGAGCUUUCCUUCACUUACUGGGAAGUGUCUAAUUAUUACCCAGAGGGGCCCAUGGGAGAUGGAGGCUGUGUGUCCAUGGAUAUUAACGGACGGUGGAAAGACGUUGAAUGUGACAUGUUCUUAUCAGGGGCGAUAUGUUACAUACCUCCCCCAAAAAGCAUUGCUUUCUCCUAUGAAGUGGUAUGUCCUGAGACCUGGGUGAAGUUUCGUGGGAGCUGCUAUUAUUUUGAAACAGUUCUAUUGAAGAUGACCCUGGAGGAAGCGAGAAAUCACUGUAAAAAGAAGGGAAAUUUUUCAGAUGUUAUGACAGUUCAAGAUGAUGAGGAGAGUCGGUUCUUCCUUAAAGAGGUUUCACGUCAUUACCGGGGGCCUCAGAAUUUGUGGCUUGGAAUUUUAUACGACACUGACACUGACGCUUUGACUCGACUGGAUGGCUCACCGCUCCAUUACACAAACUGGCGCUCCAGAGCUCCAGAUGCCAGUGACAUGAGGGCGGAUUCAUGUGUGACUCUGCGGGUUUCAGACGCCGUGUGGCAGUUAGCUGACUGCACUGAGAGACUGGGUUUCAUCUGUAAAACCUCAACAGGUGCCAUCAAAGAGGUAGAAGUGGAGCCACUGAAAGGUCUUCACCAAGGUGUGAUCUCGGCGGCUGUGUUGGUGGCCAUCGUGUUGUUUGCUGUGGUGAUCGGAUCGACGUGGCUCCUUUACAAGAGAAACUCUCUGUGCGUCCGGAGGCUUCUGACGUUUGGCAGUGCCUAUUACAGACAGACUAGUUCCCAAGCCAGUGACCAAGAUGAAAAUGUUUUACUCCCAGACCUAGAGACACAAGCAGGGGACUAGCAUGUGUUUAUGUGAGUGUAGGUGCAUGUUUGUGUUUUGCAUGAGAGUGUGUUUGUUCAGUCAGGGAAACUGCAUUGGGAAUGAUGAAGAUAGUCGAGUUGUCUGUCCAUACUGUAGCUACAGGAGGAUAUUGUGCACAUGCAGGUCUUUUAAAGCUCCACAACAAUCCAUUUAAAAGCAUUAUAAAAGGGAUAUCCUUUAUGAAGUGAGAAAUGGGGCUUUUUUAUUUUGUCUCAUUCAGGACAACAACACAAUUCCUCUAGGAUGCAAUAGCUAAAAUGGGCCAAAUGGCUUGGUGGUUAAGUGCGCUUUAAUAUUGCUACGAAACUUUGCAUUUCUGACACCCGCUUGUCAUGGAGAAGAAAAGAAGCUAGUUCCAGAUUGUUGUUGUGGAAGUAUGCCACCAAGUCGUAGUUUUAUGUAAUAUCAAUGUAUUCGGGCACAUGACCAAAAGCAUGACUAAUAUUGUUUGUCUAGUUUUCUUCACAGUGCAAUGGAAAAGAGAUUAGAAAUCCUCUAUGUAGAAAAUUAUUGUUUAUUGCACACAUAUUUGCAUCAAACAUUCGUCAUUUUGUGAACAGGCCUUUAAAGUCAACAUGAAAUCAAAAUGACCCUAUUUACUUUCUAAAAGGUGCACUCAUUAAAAUAAAUAGCAUGUUGAAGAGUAUGUAUAACAAAAACAUGAAUACAAAUUACUGAGUAAACCUUCAAUACACACAAAAAAAAAACUUUCAUCAAAAUAUAAUAACUCGCUCCACCUCUGAAACGAAUUUCCUUUUAGAUGACAUCACCAAGGCCGCUUACAUUUUAACCAAUGGUUGUGUGCCAUGAGGGGGAGGAGUCAUUCAUAAUCGACUAUAAACUGUUGUGGAGCAGACACUUUUGACAAUGGGUAAUUUUUUGAAACAUGCAUCACAUUAGGAAAGAAAAAAGGAUUGUGGGUGUCAUUUCAUGUUGACUUUUAAGCGUUACGCUUUAACUUUUGCAACUAUUCAACAAUGCAACUUUUGGAUCUCUAUGAUCCUUCUUUCCAGGGUGAACUGCUCUUUUGAAGUCUGUUAAUAGUUCAUCUACAGCAGGAUGCUUGUUCUCACAAGUAGUUUGUUCUGGUUAGAACAAUAAACUAUAAUAAACUAUAAAGAGUCCACAAAUCCAAAAUAAGCCACUGCUCACCAAAGCAAAGCGGAAUAGCUUGGCCAUGAAUAAAUGUUUACCUUGCACCGCUGGUGGUUUUAUCAGUAUUACAACCUUAUUUUAGUAUCGUUUUCUCUCCUUUGAUACCUGAAACUGGUUUGAUCUGAAGCGUGUUUGGUAGGAUUACAUCUUUUCUUUAUAAGCACCUUACUUUUGCACAGCUCCCAGAGCACCAGAACCUUGUCUAUUCGUAUUCUGUGGUUAAAAAAUUACGUUUAAACCCUUCGUCUUCAUUUUGGCUUAUUGCAUUGUCUAACAGAAACUAUUAGUGCUUCAUUUAUGAAUUUAUUCUAUCGCAAAAAUGUGAACAUUGUUUUUAAUCAUAUAUUGUUUCUCUACAGUUUUGGGAAUAGGAACACACACAAAGACUGUACAUUUAAGUUUCAGAAAUCCCCUCUGUAUUUCCUAAUCAGCCAUGAAAAUAAAACCCCCUUGUAUAUUUGGCAAUGUUUUUGUGGAAAUUAAAGGGAUUGUAGUAGUGAGAAGUAUAUGGCAAGACAAUCAAGGCUUCAUUGUUUUGUUUUAAUCAUCGACACAGAUUUCAUAUAUUGGUAAAAAGUUUUGAUAAACAGUUAUAUUCUAAUAUACAAUAGGUUCUUUCCAUUCUUAAAUUUUUACUUUUUAAAAAAUUUUACUGUAAGACUGUGGAUUUGUGUGUUUUACUGUAUGUGUGAUUGUGUUUUAAAGUCUGCCCAGUGUUAUUGUGUGUCACAGUUUACAUUUUAUUCUUUAGCAGUUAUGUUUCUGAAGAAGGUCAAAUUGUAACUUUUGAGAGUUUUUUUUUUUUUUUUGGCUUGUUUACUUCUCUAGUUUUCAAGAACACUUGAUCAGUUUAAUGUGACCAACUGUAUUUUCAAUGUUUCACCUGAUCUAUGAUUUUUUUGAAAAAUAAUUAAAUACUCUAUAGAACUCUU
Messenger RNA from Onychostoma macrolepis, 6882 nucleotides. RefSeq names its product phospholipase A2 receptor 1 (gene pla2r1). Bases 239 to 4774 code for a protein of 1511 amino acids. The record is from RefSeq and is a predicted model, not a curated record. Gene Ontology annotation, molecular function: signaling receptor activity. The transcript is spliced from 30 exons. NCBI's taxonomy places the organism in Eukaryota, Metazoa, Chordata, Actinopteri, Cypriniformes, Cyprinidae.